AUGGCAGACUUCGAUGAACAGAUUACUGAAGAAGAGAAGGUCCGCAUUGCAGCCAGCUUCGUCCUUCAUGCUCCUCCUGGAGAAUUUAAUGAAGUCUUUAAUGAUGUGCGGCUACUGCUCAACAAUGAUGCUUUACUCAGGGAAGGUGCGGCACAUGCCUUUGCCCAGUAUAACAUGGAUCAGUUUACCCCUGUCAAACUUGAAGGAUACAAUGAUCAGGUUUUGAUCACAGAGCAUGGAGACCUUGGCAACGGUCGCUUCUUCGACCCUCGCAACAAGGUGUCAUUCAAGUUUGACCACCUGCGUAAGGAGGCACGGGAUGUCCAGACGCAUGAGGGCGAGUCGACACUGCAGACACUGAGAGAUGCCUGUGACAACGCUCUCAAAGCCUAUGUCAAAGAGCACUACCCCAGCGGCGUCUGCACGGUGUACGGCAAAACCAUUGAUGGGCAGCAGACUAUCAUUGCCUGUAUUGAGAGUCAUCAAUUUCAAGCCAAAAACUUUUGGAACGGACGCUGCCGCUCAGAGUGGAAGCUUUCUAUGUCUCCUUCCACAGCUCAGGUGGUGGGUGUGCUGAAGAUCCAGGUGCAUUACUAUGAGGAUGGUAACGUACAGCUGGUUAGCCACAAGGAUGUGGAGGACUCCCUUCUUGUGUCUAGUGAAACCCAGACUGCUAAGGAGUUUGUCAAAAUCAUUGAAAAUGCAGAAAAUGAAUACCAGACGGCCAUCAGUGAAAACUACCAGACUAUGUCCGACACCACCUUCAAAGCCUUACGCCGACAGCUGCCCGUCACACGCACAAAAAUCGACUGGAACAAGAUCCUCAGCUACAGGAUCGGCAAGGAGAUGCAGAGCGCCUAGCUCAGACACAGGGCUGUGAACCCCUCACAGCCAAAGAGAGAGAGACUGUCUGAGAGGCCAAGCUGUUCAUGUUCCCUGUGAGAAAUGUGCUAUCAAUGUGUCUGUUCUCUUUUCAGUUGUAAGAAAGCCACGGUUCGUUCCUUUUUCAGCGAGGACAAAAAGCUGUUCUCUUUUCAGUUGUAAGAAAGCCACGGUUCGUCCCUUUUUCAGUGAGGACAAAAAGCUGCUCUCUGCUCCUCACGCCGUUUGGCAGCACCUUCGCUCAGCUCAAUCGGUUUUUAAAGCCACAUCCAUGGUGGCUCCAUGAAUAACUCCACUGGAAGGGAUAGAAAUUAUCACAUCGUAAUUUUUUACAUUUCUCUAUUCACUGUCAAAAGAUGAUUCGCACGAUUUGCUAGGGAAAAAAAUCCCAUCAUAGUCAUCGGUCAGUUUGUGUUGAAGCUGUGUGUUGAGUGUGAAUAUGGUUGAUGAGUGCUACGUUUUUGUCUGUUUGUUUUUUACUGCUCAGCCUUUGUUUGUUUGUUUGUUUUUUUAAUAACAUGCCCAACAUGACUCAGUCCUCCUUACAUUUGACAUCUCAACAUUACACAGUGUUUUUCUAUCCUUUGCCUUUAACAGUCAAAUGACCCAAUACCUGUCUGCUCUGCCUCAGACUGAACAUAUACACAGUGACUGGUUCAUGAAAAACUGUGAACUCUUCCUGUGAUUGUUUACUGCCUGUGAUUCAGUUUUGUUGUUUAGAUGUGCCAAGCCCUCCAUUUUCAUUUGCACAUCAGCUUGAGGUAUAAAAUGAUUCAGGGGUUUUUUUGUUUGUUUGUUUUUUGUUUUUGUUUUUCCCCACAAAAGUUUGUUUCUUACUGAGUGCCAGCCUGCACAUCCCUGGUAAUGUUUGCACAGAUCUGUGUGAGUGUAGCAUGGCUGGAGUGCCUGGGGUUCAGAUCAGACCCAUCCUGCCUAGAACUGUACUGACUCAGGAGUCAGUGGGCAGCAGGUUUGAGAUGACAGACAUACAGUUUGGAGAGAUCUAACUUUCCUUUUACAAAAUAUUGAUUUGUUGCCUUCCUCUGGUUUUCAGUCAUGUAUUUUUGCCAUUCCAAAAACUUUGUUGCAAGUACCCCUUUCCCUAGCUCUAAUUGUUAAUUAUUUUUACCAAAAGAACAGACGUGUAUCAUUC
Molecule: messenger RNA, 2035 nt
Organism: Chanos chanos (milkfish)
Lineage: Eukaryota; Metazoa; Chordata; Actinopteri; Gonorynchiformes; Chanidae
Gene: capza1a
Product: capping actin protein of muscle Z-line subunit alpha 1a
Exons: 10
Coding region: 1-861 (286 amino acids)
Biological process (GO): actin cytoskeleton organization; barbed-end actin filament capping
Cellular component (GO): F-actin capping protein complex; cortical cytoskeleton
Molecular function (GO): actin filament binding
Source: RefSeq, a predicted model, not a curated record